AUGGGAUCGGAUUUCGAAGCCCUUCGUGAAUCGGAAGACAAUGGCCGUCAAGCCCAAGCCGAUGAAACUUCAGAUCCUUCAUCCGCUACAGAUACUUCCGCCGAGAAGAAACGCGAGGGGGUGAGCGCAGCCAACGGCGAGGCGUUAGAACCAGGCGAUGAAAAGAAGCUAGCAGAGAGCAAGGAAGAGGUGAAGGAAGAGGACGUACCGCCGGUGUAUUACUGGCAACUGUUCAAGUUCGCGGACAAAUGGGACAUUCUGCUCAUGAUCGUGGGAUCCGUGAGCGCCGUCGGGCUCGGCAUGGCCAUGCCCAUGAUCUCGCUGCUCUUCGGCGAGCUAACGAACGCAUUCGGACAGAACACCACCGACGUCAAUAAGCUCAUGGACGCCGUCACCAGUGUCGCGCUCAAGUUCCUUUACUUGGCCAUUGGAGCCGCCGCGGCCGCAUAUCUCGAGAUGGGGUGUUGGAUGACGACGGGCGAGCGGCAGGCGGCGCGGGUGCGGCGGCGGUACCUGGCGGCGGUGCUGCGGCAGGACAUGGCGUACUUCGACCGGCGCCUCAGCACGGGCGAGGUCAUCGGGCACAUGUCGGGCGACAUCGUGCUCGUGCAGGACGCCAUGGGGGAAAAGGUGGGCAUAUUCCUGCGGUUUAUGGCGCAGUUCGUGGGCGGGUUCGUGGUGGCGUUCAUCGCGGGCUGGCAGCUGACGCUCGUGAUGCUCGCCGUGCUGCCGCUGCUGGCCGCGGCAGGCGCCGCCUUGACGGUGAUCGUGAGCAAGUCGUCCAACAAGGGCCAGGAGGCGUAUGCUGCUGCGGGGACCAUUGUGGAGGAGUGUGUCUCCGCCAUCCGCACUGUGGUGGCAUUCACGGGCGAGCACAGGGCGGUGCAGCAGUACACAGUGAAGCUCAACAAGGCGUUCCGAGAGGGCAUGAAGCAGAGCGUUGGCGCAGCGGCGGGUAUCGGGUUCACGGUGCUCAUCAUGUUCUCCUCGUACGCGCUCGCGCUGUGGUACGGCUCCAAGCUCAUUGCCAACGCCAGCUACACCGGUGGAGACGUCUUCACGGUUCUCUUCGGCGUGCUCAUUGGCGGCAUGUCGCUGGGGCAAGCAGCCCCCAACGUGUCAGCCUUCGCAUCAGGGCAGGCGGCAGCGGGGAAGAUCUUUGAGGUGUUGGAGCGACAGCCGGUGAUAGACAGCGGCAGUGCAGAGGGGGAGCGCCCAGCGACGUGUGAGGGGGCGCUGGAGCUGCGCGAGGUGACGUUUGCAUACCCGUCGCGGCCAGACGUGCCCAUCUUCCAGAACUUCAGCCUGGCAGUGCCGGCGGGGCGGACCAUGGCGCUGGUGGGGGAGAGUGGCAGCGGCAAGUCGACGGUGGUGGCGCUGGUGGAGCGCUUCUACGACCCGCAGAGCGGAGCUGUGCUGCUGGACGGCCGCAGCAUCGCCGCUCUCAACCUGCGCUGGCUGCGCCAACACAUGGGGCUCGUCAGCCAGGAGCCAGCGCUCUUCGGCACGAGCAUCCGCCAGAACAUCGCUUAUGGCAAGGACGGCGCCACCGACCAGGAGAUUCAAGAGGCCGCACGCCUCGCCAACAUCCACCAAUUCAUCUCCUCGCUGCCUAACGUGCGCCCUCUCGCUCCCUCCCUCCCUCUUGCACGCUUUUACAACCCGUUAUCGCCCUCUAUCUCUCUCCGUUUCACCCCAUAUGCACUCUCUUUCGCUUGUGCCGGCUACGAGACGCAGGUGGGGGAGAGGGGAACGCAGCUGUCGGGGGGGCAGAAGCAGCGGGUGGCGAUCGCGAGGGCGAUUCUGCGGAAUCCGCGGGUGCUGCUGCUGGACGAGGCGACGUCCGCAUUGGACGCGGAGAGCGAGAAGCUGGUACAAGCGGCGCUCGAUGCGCUCAUGGGCGCGCGCACCACGCUCGUCGUGGCCCACCGCCUGUCCACCGUGCGCCGCGCGCACUGCAUCGCCGUGCUGCAGCGGGGGCAGGUCGUGCAGACCGGCACCCAUGCUGCGCUGCUCGCCCAGCCUGAAGGCGCCUACGCCCAACUCGUGCGCCUGCAGCAGCUGGCGGAUCCGGGCCAUGGGGAGGGGGAGGAAGGAGGAGAUGAGAAGGGAGAGGCGGUUGUGAAUGGGGAGGGGAAGGAGGGUGUAACUUCGAGCGCUUUCCAAACAGUUGCGGAGAAUGGGAAGGCAGCGGGAGCAAGGGUGGCCCCGGUUGAGGGUGCUAGUACUGUUGAUGGGGACGGUGUUGGUGGUUUGAAGAUGGCGGGAGGGGACGAGGAGGAUGGGUUGAUGAGCGAGGGGAGAGAUGUGGAGAGUGGUGCGGUGGAGAAGCAGGGUGAGAAGGCAGGCAGUGUGGGCUUUUUCAGCUCACUGCUGCGGAGGCGCAAGGGAGGGAAGGGCGAAGGGAAGGCUGGGAAGGGAGGAAAGGAAGGAGAGGGAGGGGACGGUGAGGAGGAGGAGGAGAAGAAGAAAGUAGCAUUCAAAGACACCCCAAUGGCUCGUCUGGCCAUGCUGAACAAGCCCGAGUGGCCGUAUGCCAUCCUCGGAUCUGUCGCUGCAGCCGCUCACGGCGUGAUCAUGCCGUUCUUCGCGCUCAUCCUCUCCAACAUCAUCACCACUUUCUACAAUCCGGACAUCUCCCAGAUGCGCAGCGACGCGAAUUUCUGGGCGGGCAUGUUUGUGGUGCUGGGCGCGAGUGCGUGCGCGGCUAUUGCGUGCCAGACGGUGCUGUUCGGUGUGGUGGGGUACUCGCUGAUCAGGCGCGUGCGCGCGCUCUGCUUCUCCUCUGUGCUGCGGCAGGAGAUUGGGUGGUUUGACAUGGAUGAGAACUCCAGUGGCGCCAUCGGUGCGCGCCUCUCAACGGACGCGGCGCAGGUGCGGGGAAUGGUGGGCGAUCAGAUGGCGCUGAUGGUGCAGAACCUGGCAACGGUCAUCCUGGGCCUCGUGCUGGCGUUCCGAGCCAACUGGCAGCUGUCGCUGGUGAUUCUCGCCAUCGUGCCGCUGCUGGCCAUCACUGGCGCUGCUCAGAUGCAGUCACUCAAAGGCUUCUCUGAAGACGCCAAGGUCAAGUUUGAGGAGGCGUCGCGGGUGGCGAACGACGCGGUGGGUGCGAUGCGGACGGUGGCGGCGUUUGGAGCGGAGCAGCGCGUGCAGGAGCUGUACAACGAGCGCUGCAGCACGCCCAUCCAAGCCGGCAUCCGCAAGGCGCACGUCAGCGGCAUCGGGAUGGCUGUGGCUCAGUUCUCCAUCUUUGGCGUCUACUCCCUCGCAUUUUGGUUCGGAGGGAAGCUCGUACAGCAGGGGAAAACCACGUUUCAAGACGUUUUCCAGGUCUUCUUUGCGAUCGUGUUCACAGCAACAGGCAUCGCCCAGGCAGCAGCACUGGCCCCAGAUAUGCCCACGGUGCAAGCAGCAGUGAACUCCAUAUUCCGCAUUUUGGACCGCCAGUCAAAGAUUGACCCGGAGGCAGGAGGGGAGGAGCCCGAGGAGGUGCUGGGCGAGGUGCAGUUCCACGCCGUGUGCUUCGCGUACCCGGCUCGACCCAACAUCCCCAUUCUUACCGACUUCAACCUGAAUGUACCGUCUGGUCAGACGGUGGCGCUGGUGGGGGAGAGUGGCAGCGGCAAGUCGACGGUGGUGGCGCUGGUGGAGCGAUUCUACGACCCGCAGAGCGGAGCCGUGCUGCUGGACGGCCGCAGCAUCGCCGCUCUCAACCUGCGCUGGCUGCGCCAACACAUGGGCCUCGUCAGCCAGGAGCCAGCGCUCUUCAACAUCUCCAUCCGCAACAACAUCGCCUACGGCCGCGCCGGCAGUGGCGGGGCCAGCGGGGGGGAGAUCAGCGAGGCGGAGAUUGUGGAGGCGGCGCGGGCGGCGAAUGUGCACGGGUUCAUCUCGGGGCUGCCGCAGGGGUACGCCACGCUGGUGGGGGAGCGAGGCGUGCAGAUCUCCGGCGGGCAGAAGCAGCGCAUCGCCAUCGCUCGCGCCAUCAUUGGUGACCCGCGCCUGCUGCUGCUGGAUGAGGCCACGUCAGCUCUGGAUGCGGAGAGUGAGAAGGUGGUGCAGACAGCACUGGAAAAGGUCAUGAAGAAUCGCACCACUAUAGUCGUUGCCCAUAGGUUGUCUACGAUCAAGGAUGCGGAUUGUAUUGUGGUGAUGCAGAAGGGAGUGGUGGUGGAGCAGGGGAAGCAUGAUGAGCUGAUGGCUGGUGGAGGGGUGUACUCCAGUCUUGUUUCGAUAAAGUAG
Messenger RNA from Closterium sp. NIES-65, 4242 nucleotides. The record is from the annotation of a GenBank genome assembly. Lineage: Eukaryota; Viridiplantae; Streptophyta; Zygnematophyceae; Desmidiales; Closteriaceae.